This is a messenger RNA of Gambusia affinis (western mosquitofish), 2729 nucleotides long. RefSeq names its product Fas (TNFRSF6) associated factor 1 (gene faf1). Gene Ontology annotation, cellular component: nucleus; endoplasmic reticulum. Gene Ontology annotation, molecular function: ubiquitin binding; NF-kappaB binding. Bases 246 to 2234 code for a protein of 662 amino acids. The record is from RefSeq and is a predicted model, not a curated record. The transcript has 19 exons. Lineage: Eukaryota; Metazoa; Chordata; Actinopteri; Cyprinodontiformes; Poeciliidae.
AUAAUAGAAAAGAAGAAGAAGAAGAAGAAGCAAUGGGCUAGCUGACAAUGAUUUGAGAUAACCGGGCAACGUAACGUAACUUUACUGAACUUUGUCUGUUUUGAGGUUUUUAACUCCACGUUCACCUUAAUAUCUACAAAUAACUAACAUCACACUGACAGUCGCCUGUAAGUAUCCAUUUUUAUCUAUAUUCAGCGUCUGUCUGUGAGCCAGUGGAGAGGUAUUGCUUUUAGCCAGUCAUUGCUAUGGCCUCCGACAGCGGCGAAAGCAACAUGGAUCGAGAAAUGAUCCUGGCCGACUUUCAGGCUUGCACUGGAAUCGACAACAUCGCGGAGGCAAUCACUCUGUUAGAGCUUAAUAACUGGGAUUUAGUGGCAGCCAUCAAUGGAGUGAUACCACAGGAGAAUGGGAUCUUACAAAGUGACUUUACCAGCGAGGCGAGCCAGGCCACCAUGUACGGCCCCCCCAGCCUCUCAGAAGCAGCCGACGCAGCAGCAAGAAGUGCGGGUCCACCCCCUUCCUCGUCAUCUUCCUCCUCCUCUCCUCCAUCGUCCUCCGCCUCAGCAUUUUGUCCCAUCAGCCCUUCUACCCGACACAUUGUAGAGCGCCAACCUCGCAUGAUAAACUUCAGGGUGGAGUACAGGCAAAGAUCAGUGGAGCUUGUCCUCGAGGAGAGCCGCACAGUUGGAGAAAUUAAAGGAAUCCUCCAGACAGAACUCGGCAUUCCAGCGUCCAAAAUGCAUCUGAAGGGAUGGAAGAGUGGAGACGUGUCAGAUACUACGGUGCUGAGAAGUUUACACCUUCCCAAGAACAACAGCCUGUACGUCCUGACUCCAGACAUCGCCCCUACUGCCAGCACCAGCAAAAACAGUGCACUUCAAGAUUCGCUAAAUCAGAACUUCCUGCUGGUCAUCAGCCACCGUGAGGCUCAGAGGGACUACAACCUCAAUUUUCCCGGCUCCAAAACUAUACAAGAGGUCAAGAGGAACAUUUCGGACUUGACCAACAUCCCAGUCAGGCAUCAGCAGUGGGAGGGAUGGCCUGCGUCGGCGUCCGAUGAUUCUAUGACAUUAGCUCUCUCUGGAAUCAGCUACCCAUGCCAUCACCUCAGUGUUUGUCGAAGAUCUUCACCAGCCAACGCCCAGGAACCCACAGAAGAAUGCACAGAUGUUCAUAUGAUCAGUGACAGCGAGGGGGACGAUUUUGAAGAUGCGUCAGAGUUUGGUGUGGAUGAUUCGGAAAUGUUUGGAAUGGGCACAACAGGCUGCCGGAAAUCACCUAUGAUGCCAGAAAACAGUGAGAACGAAGCGGAUGCCUUACUUCACUUUACUGCCGAAUUUUCUUCAAGAUAUGGAGAGACCCACCCAAUGUUCUAUAUUGGGUCUUUGGAGGCAGCGUCUCAAGAGGCCUUCUAUGGCAAAGCCAGAGAUGUAAGUGAGCUGUUCUAUUGUUCAGACCUCUUAGGAACAAUUUCUUCUUCCAUCUCCUACCUGAGCCAGAACUUCAUCACAUGGGCCUGGGAUGUCACUAAAGAAGCUAACAAAGCCAGACUUCUCACCAUGUGUACGAGGCACUUUGGCAGCGUGGUAACACAGACUAUACGGACAUACAAGACAGACCAGUUCCCGCUGCUCCUUAUAGUUAUGGGCAAACGCACAUCCAACGAAGUUCUAAAUGUUAUUCAAGGCAAUACAACGGUGGACGAGCUGAUGAUGAGGUUAAUGGGAGCGAUGGAGAUUUUCACAGCACAACAGCAAGAAGACAUCAAAGAUGAGGACGAGCGCGAGGCCAGGGAGAUGGUGAAGAGGGAACAGGAUGAAGCCUAUCGCUUGUCUUUAGAGGCUGACAGAAAGAAGAGAGAAGCCCAGGAAAGAGAAGAAGCGGAACAAGUCCGUCUGGAACAGAUGAGAAAAGAGCAGGAGGAGGAGAAGGAGGCGAUUCGUUUGUCGUUGGAGCAGGCUUUACCGCCCGAGCCUGAUGAGGAGUCGGUAGAACAAAUCAGCAAACUGAGAAUCCGCACGCCGAGCGGCGAGUUUCUGGAAAGGCGUUUCCUGGGCAGCUGUCGGCUCCAGGUCCUCUUUGACUUUGUGGCCUCCAAAGGAUUUCCCUUCGAAGAAUUCAAGAUCCUCACCACCUUCCCUCGUAGAAAUAUCACCCAGUUGAAUCCCGGGUCGACUCUGCUGGAGGCCAAGUUGUUUCCUCAGGAGACGCUCUUCCUGGAGGCUAAGGAAUAGGAGCGGACCCUCUGAAUGCUGAGAGAACCCACUCACUGACUAAUGAACUGGCUGGACGCACACUAGUCGCAGAGCGUGGCCCCCUCCUCCUCACAGUCUGGGCUGACAAUACAAACACACAUAUGCUGCCAUCUCUCAGACUACCAUACACUGGCAUGCACAUCCAGUGACACACACACACACACACACACACACACACCUACGCACGCAAACACACACGAUCAAAUAAGCUGUUCUGCCCAAGGCCUGUUUUGUGGUACAUGAAAGUCUGGUGUUGCACAGAGAAGAAAGGACAAUGUCACAAGCACACAGCCAAAUUUUCACCUUCCCCGAAUCUCUGUCCAUCUUCCUCAAUUGUUCACACACCUGACAACUCCAAACUGCUGUGUCAUGGAUCUCUCUCACAACACAGAGAACAAUAACAGUGCUGAGAGACUAAGUAGACAAAUCUUUGUCACAGAAAAAAAAGAGAAUAAAUAAAAAUUAAGGACUUCU